Molecule: messenger RNA, 780 nt
Organism: Delphinapterus leucas (beluga whale)
Lineage: Eukaryota; Metazoa; Chordata; Mammalia; Artiodactyla; Monodontidae
Gene: PPDPF
Product: pancreatic progenitor cell differentiation and proliferation factor
Biological process (GO): multicellular organism development; cell differentiation
Source: RefSeq, a predicted model, not a curated record
GGGGCGGGGCCGCCAUAUAAGGAGGCGCGUCCGCGCGUGCGCGCCCGGCGCGUCUGGGUCGUGGAGUCGUCGGUUGCGGUCUCCUGUGCUGAUGGGCUCAGUGGCCUAGCGCCCCGGUUCCCGCCGUCCGUGAUCGAGCGCCGAGGCCCGCGAGGGGUCGCCGCCGAGGUUUCCACCAGCCCAUAAGCAAGAGCAUGGCAGCCAUCCCCUCCAGCGGCUCGCUCGUGGCCACCCACGACUACUACCGGCGCCGCCUGGGCUCCACUUCCAGUAACAGCUCCUGCGGAAGUGCCGAGUACCCCGGGGAAGGCAUCCCCCGCCACCCCGGUCUCCCCAGAGCUGACCCGGGACACUGGUGGGCCAGCUUCUUUUUCGGGAAGUCCACCCUCCCGUUCAUGGCCACAGUGUUGGAGUCCCCAGAGCACUCAGAACCAGCCCAGGCCUCCACCGGCAUGAUCACCUGUGACCUGGCUCGGGAAGCCGUGGGGAAGCAGCAGCCUGGCGGCCAGCCUGGCCAAACCAACUCCAGGCCCCCGUCCUGAGUGGCCACCACCAGCUGCCGGGCGGGCUUCUCAUUAGAGCCCCCCUCCUUCCCCUCCCUGAGAGUGAUCGGCUGCAGCCAACACAAGCACUUGGGUUUUUAACAGCAAAACAGCAAAACACCAAAAAGGAAGUUGAGAGAACUCCACUCUUUACUAUCCAAGCCACAUGAGAGCCUUCCCGGCGCCCUCUAACCUGUGCCUUGCACCGAGUAGAAAAUAAACAAGCAGCCAGCAGCCA